Molecule: messenger RNA, 1905 nt
Organism: Folsomia candida
Lineage: Eukaryota; Metazoa; Arthropoda; Collembola; Entomobryomorpha; Isotomidae
Exons: 5
Coding region: 113-1822 (569 amino acids)
Source: RefSeq, a predicted model, not a curated record
AUUCUCAUCAGUCAUCAUUUCAGUCUUAGAGAGCGCACAUCACCUGUUAUUGCUCUCAGAGAAUUUAAUCAUUUGAAAUAUUAGUUACUUAAUAAAAGUAACUAGUGACACAAUGUCAAACCCGAUAAAGUUAACUUCGCUCUUUUCUCCCCUCGAGCCAAUGAAUUCAAACUCUGUUGUUCCUUCAUCAUCAUCUGAAAUUGUAGAGUUGGAUAAUGAAGAUAUUGAAGAGGUCAUCCCUCCCAAAAGACGACUCAUCUUUAAGGAUGGAAAGAAUAAAGUCAAGUACGUUUUCCCCGACGGGGUGAAAGCAGUGGUGUUGGCUAGUGGAAAAAAGAUUGAAUUAACCGAGUUAAUUGUUUCCGAAUCGCCAGAUAAUUCACAGGAGGAUGAGAAUUGGCUACCACCUAAAGGAGCGAUGCUUGCUGUGUUCUACGCCAUAAAGUCUCACUUGGAGUACAACGGAAAGGACUCCGCGAUGGACUCUACUCCUCAAUUUUUGAAACUCAUGAAAUCGCUUCCUAUUAGUGGAACAUCAACUUUAAUGACCAAGGGGAAAAAGGCUACACCAAUCAAAAUAAACGGCAACGAAGUCUUCAUCAAGUGGAAGGAUGGGACUGUUUGGUUUAAUGAGCAGACUGCAAGAACUAAAACUAAAUGGUAUGGUGCGAGAAAGAAGUGUAAAACUACUUCAUGUUGGACCUAUGCCUCUGACGUCGUAAACGCAGUGUGCGUUAAGCACUUAAUCAGGCCACGAGAGUUGUUACUUAUUUGGGACAAACUGAACGAAACCACCACUAUUGCUAUGUUCCAUCCGAACUUCAAAGUAUCGACUUCAACCGAUAAAUGGGUCAACAGCUACUUGAGUGCCAGUAAUGUUGGCAAAAGGGAAGUGUGGCUAACGAAGUAUUCAGCGUCCAGAGAAGAGUACGAGUUCACUAUUCUGAAAUCGUGGCAGAGUGUGAAUUCUACUCAAACAUAUCAUAAUUACUCGAUCGCCCUGGGUAUUCUUGUGCUACUUCACAAUAUGAAAGUGAACGGUGAAAGUCACAAGAUUAAGUACUGUACGAGACUGAUUCAUUUUCAUGAAGCCGAUUGGGGAAAGGUUCUCAAAAUUCUCAAUCUGAACGGUGUCUCUUUCCGGAUUGGUGAGAAAGACGAAUCGAUUGACCACAAAAAGUGUCCUCUACUCCCUCCUGGCAAAAAAUUCUCUCCAACUCAACCCCAUACGUACCAAGGGUGGGAUAAAAAGGGAGGCUAUUAUGAUGGCCUGUCAUUGUCAAAGAGGAAAUCAUUCAAGGGUAAUGGUUCAAAAGAUCACAGAAGAGUAAAAACAACUAUGAGAGGAGUGAAAGACGAGGAUAUCGUCAACGUGUAUCAACUGCCAGCAGAGACCCCAUUCGAGUUUGAUGAUGAUGAUGAGGAAGAAGAUUUGAAUGAGGAGGAGGAUGAAGAUUUGAAUGACGAGGAGGAUGAAGAUUUGAAUGAGGAGGAGGAUGAAGAUUUGAAUGACGAGGAGGAUGAAGAUUUGAAUGACGAGGAGGAUGAGGAAGAAGACAUGUGGUCGGAAAAGAAGAGACGAGCAAAACACGCCGAGUGUAUAGGUUUUUUGGCCACAAUGAUUGCGACAAUGAUGGGUGUGGAACGGGAUGGUUUUGUGAUCCACCCAAUGACUAAAAUUUGGCCUUUCUUUAACACUGUUUUUGAUUUGGAUAUUUUACUCGACAUUUUUAAGUUCAAAACUCAGUGUUCUCUCGAGAUAGUUCAGGAUAAGAUGUUGGAAAUGGUGGAUGGAAAGUUGAAUGUAAUUUGGUGUGAUUAGAUAUUAUAGAUAUGUCUGUUCGAUUUGUUUAUUACACUGUUGAGUAAUUUUAAUAAAAACUGAAAUAUUUACGUAUGUACUAA